Vigna angularis (adzuki bean) is the source of this 1599-nucleotide messenger RNA. RefSeq lists its product as uncharacterized. NCBI's taxonomy places the organism in Eukaryota, Viridiplantae, Streptophyta, Magnoliopsida, Fabales, Fabaceae. The coding region runs from base 1 to 1599 and encodes 532 amino acids. The record is from RefSeq and is a predicted model, not a curated record. The transcript has a single exon.
AUGCAUGUAGAGAAAAAUGUUUGUGAUAGUAUUAUCGGAACGCUCCUCAAUAUUCAAGGGAAAACGAAAGAUGGACUCAAUGCUCGCUUGGACCUGGUUGAAAUAGGUAUAAGAGAACAAUUAGCUCCAAUAUCACAUGGUAAGAGGACAUACUUGCCUCCAGCAUGUCACACAUUGUGUAAACAAGAAAAAAGGAGUUUUUGUGAAUUUUUACAAGGUGUGAAAGUUCCACUGGGUUACUCUUCUAAUUUUAAACGAGUUGUAUCCAUGAAAGAUCAUAAAUUACUUGGGUUAAAAUCUCAUGAUUGUCAUGUAUUGAUGCAACAACUACUACCAGUGGCUAUUCGGGGCAUAUUGCCUAAGAAUGUUAGAUACACAUUAACAAGAUUGUGCUUCUUUUUCAAUGCAAUAUGUAGUAAAGUUAUUGACAUUGAGAAGUUGGAUCAACUAGAAAAUGAGGUUGUGGUCAUAUUGUGUCAGUUGGAGAUGUACUUUCCUCCAUCAUUCUUUGAUAUUAUGGUGCACUUAAUUAUUCAUCUAGUAAGAGAAGUUAGAAUUUGUGGUCCAGUAUUCUUACGAUGGAUGUACCCUAUUGAGCGAUACAUGAAGAUAUUAAAAGGUUAUGUAAAGAACCAAUAUCGUCCUGAAGCAUCAAUAGUUGAAAGAUAUAUUGCUGAGGAAGCUAUUGAGUUUUGUACAGACUACUUAUCAGAUGUUGAAGCUAUAGGGGUACCUAGGUCUCGUUACCAUGGAAGAGGUGUUGGUAAGGGUACUAGAAGUUCAAAAGUUGUCACCCUGAAUAGAGCUGAAAUUCUACGAGCACAUAUGUAUAUAUUGAAUAACACUGAAGAAGUCAUCCCCUACUUAAGUGCUCAUAAAGAUAUAGUUAAGAGAAAUAAUCCACGAAUGCCUCAAAAGUGGGUCAUUAAUGAACACAACAAAACCUUUUUAAAGUGGUUUAAACAACAAGUUCAAGCUGACCAUACAACUUCUGAUACAUUAAAUUGGCUAUCAAGUGAGCCAAACUUUGAUGUCAUAUGUUGGUGUGGGUAUGAUAUAAAUAACUACACAUUUCAUACACAAAAAGAAGAUGAAAAAAGCACCACUCAAAAUAGUGGAGUAAUGGUUGUGGCCGAGUCAAUGCAUUUCUCGAGUUCAAAGGACAAAAAUCCUGUGAUGGCAUCCAUGUGCUACUUUGGUGUAAUUAAAGAUAUUUGGGUGAUAGAUUACACAAGUUUUAGAGUACCUAUUUUUAAAUGUAAGUGGGUUGAUGGUAAUACUGGCGUAAGGACAGAUGAUCUAGGUUUUACAUUGGUUGACCUAGAAAAGGAAGGUUAUACUGAAGAGCCAUUUAUCAUGGCGUCUCAGGCAAAACAAGUGUUUUAUGUCACUGAUCUCGAAGACAAUAGAUGGUCAGUGGUGCUCAAAGGUAGAACAAUGCAUUAUACUGAUGACAAUGAUGAAGUCGUUCUUGAUAUUGGUGAAACUCCAUCUUUCUCAUCAAAUAUGCCAACCUUGAAUGUCGAUAAUGAAGUAGACGACGUCCAUGCCAUACGUGAUGAUCAUCACGAAGGGUUGUGGGAGAACAUUGCAACUUGA